Molecule: messenger RNA, 4955 nt
Organism: Contarinia nasturtii (swede midge)
Lineage: Eukaryota; Metazoa; Arthropoda; Insecta; Diptera; Cecidomyiidae
Gene: app
Product: probable palmitoyltransferase ZDHHC14
Exons: 10
Coding region: 916-3111 (731 amino acids)
Biological process (GO): protein targeting to membrane; peptidyl-L-cysteine S-palmitoylation
Cellular component (GO): Golgi apparatus; endoplasmic reticulum
Molecular function (GO): protein-cysteine S-palmitoyltransferase activity
Source: RefSeq, a predicted model, not a curated record
UUCGCCGAAAUGGUCAACCGAAACGACACCACUUGAGCGGCAGUGGUUCAGUUUAAAUCCGUGCGCUGGCAAUACUUGCAACUGUCAAACUCAUUUACUCAUGAUGAAUUGACGUAUAAUUUUAUUCAUUCAUCAUUUUCCACACACGAACGACGAAAAGAAAAAAACACAACAACCAAAGCAUUGUGUAUGUGUGUGAUUGAAAUUCGAAAGCACCUUCAGCAUUUAAUUAAAAUCAUACAACUAUAUGACAAAAAUGCAGGCUGAUUUUUGAACAUCUCAUUUGUACAAAAAGAGUGUGAAUCUAUGCUAAUGGUGACAACAACGAUCGAUUAUUUUCAUUUUUGUACAAAUGAACAGUUUCCGUAUUCGAGUUGAUCAAAGCUAGAGAGGCAGAAUACAACACACACACACACACACUCGAACAGCAAUCAGCACUCCUCACACACAUCACACACCGCGCGCGCAAUUUGCAAAGCAAUAAAAACGAAUUUUUGUUUGUUGUUGUUAUGCAUCAAUUGAACCGUAUAUAGAAAUUAAAAAGCCAUAUAAAAUUGUUUUGGAAUGAUAGUAAUUAGAUAAAAAGAAACGUAUAGAAAAAAAAUAUUGCGUGCAUGUAAUUCUAGCACCUCAACGGGUUGUGUGUCAAUUGUACUGAAAAUUAUAUUAUUGAAAUAGAAGAUAGAAAUUAAAAUUAAAUAAUAUAAUCGGUGCGAUUAAAAAAAGAGAGAUAUACAUAUAAAGAUAUACAAAGAGAUAAAUUGAAUGAGUACGCGUUACGGUUACCAAGACGUUUUCCGUGGUAUUUGCCGUUUGUCGUAUGAUUUUUUUUUUUUUUCAAAAUUCGAUGUAUUGCCUCCUGUCGAUGAUAGUUUAUAUUCGAGCGUGCGCGAUCCAAACGGAUUAUUUAGUUAAAUGAGAUUGCUGUACUGUUGCUGUUGCUGGAGAAUGGCACCAAACACCCGAACGACCCGAAAAUGGGAAGUUUUUUCCGGCCGGAAUAAAUUCUAUUGCGAUGGUUACUUAAUGUCAGCACCCAACACAGGAAUCUUCUACUUAACCGUAUUCCUGAUAAGUGGAACCAGUGCACUGUUCUUUGUAUAUGAUUGUCCGUACCUUACAACAAAUAUUACCUCUGCCAUACCAAUUGUUGGAGCUAUUUUAUACGUCUUCACAAUGAGCUCGUUACUACGAACGACAUUCACUGAUCCUGGCGUUAUUCCACGUGCGCUCCAAGAUGAAGCCGCCUACAUCGAAAAACAAAUUGAAGUGCCAAAUUCAUUGAAUAGUCCAACUUAUCGACCACCACCACGUACAAAAGAAAUUCUAGUUAAAGGUCAAACUGUUAAACUGAAGUAUUGUUUCACCUGUAAAAUAUUUCGCCCACCGAGAGCAUCUCAUUGCAGCCUUUGCGAUAACUGUGUUGAUCGCUUUGACCAUCAUUGUCCAUGGGUGGGCAACUGCGUUGGAAAGAGAAACUAUCGAUUUUUUUAUAUGUUCAUCGUAUCUCUAGCAUUUUUAGCCGUGUUUAUAUUUUCGUGUUCAGUUACGCAUUUAGUUUUAUUAGGAAAAGGUGGAAACGACGAAUUCAUCGAAAUAGUUAAAGAUCACCCAUUUACUGUAAUUGUAACACUGAUUUGCUUCUUUUCAAUAUGGUCUGUGAUAGGAUUGGCUGGUUUUCAUACAUAUUUAACAACAAGCGAUCAAACCACCAACGAAGAUAUAAAAGGGUCAUUUUCCAAAGGAGCACAACAAAUAAAAAAUCCAUAUUCACAUGGGAAUAUAUGCUCGAAUUGUUGCUUUAUUCUCUGUGGACCGAUGGCACCAUCGUUGAUCGAUCGGCGUGGAGAAGUAACCGAAGAGUAUAUCGUAUCCGAUAUGCAAGCAACGGACAACAAUCGAUUUAACGGCCAACAGUCAAUUGUUUUGCAACCAUUAAGCAAUAACACACAUAUACAAAAAACGAAAUAUUAUGACAACGAAAUUGAUAAUAAUUUAAUCAGUAGCAAUAAGCCCGGUAAAUAUCGACAACGAAGCUAUGACAACUUAAAAACGGGUAAUUCAAACAGUGUGGCCAAUUUAGUGGAAAAUGAGAAUCCAACAUCGAUGCAAUCAGUGGCGAUAAACGAUGAUAUGUUACCAAAUAUGGAUACCGACACAUUAGGAAAUUUAACACCAUUCAAUAAUAUGAAAGGCAGUUAUAAUAAUCUAUUUUGUGAUAAUUUAGACGAUGAUACAGUGCAAACGUUCGAUCAAAAUGAUACGACGAUAAUGUCACCGGUGAAAACAGCGGUGGUGGUGGCGGCGUUGGCAACAGCGGGCACGACGACGCCAAACGUUCAAACAACGAAUAAUAAUCAAAUGUUAGAGAAUGUUUAUUGCAAUAUAUCGCCAGCAAUGCAAACACAAACAAAUGGUAACGAAACGACGAUAUCAACGGCCAAUACAAUAAAUCAAUCAGCAACGAAUCAUAUAGUCGAUAAUAUAUUGAGAAUGCCUAGCACCGAUCCAAAUUUGCACGUCUAUUCGAAUGUAAGUAAUGAAUGCGAUCCAAUGGUCAAAAUUGGCACGAUCACGGCCGCUGUCGCUGUUAGUGCUAACGACAUUUUGGCAGUGGACACCACAACAUUGCCAAUCAAAGGUGACAAUUUAAAUGCGGACAAUACACUCCAUUUAAACAACAUUGAGUCAAUAAUCAAUCAGUCCAUUAAGUCAUCAAAAAUGUUAAGCGAUAAUUUAAACGAUUUAGAUUUGGACGAUCCAACGCUGGCAAUAGUCAAUACACCAAAAACCAGUUCAAUGGCAAAAAUAUUUAAAUCAAACGAUACAACCGGUUUGAAUAGCGGCACCAACAACAACAAUAAAUUCAAUUCGAAUAAAAGAACGAAACAAUCGUUAAGCGCUGCUACCGCUGUCAACAGUGACGAUGCACGUUUGAAUGUUUCGAAAAAAUUGUUCAACGACACAACAAUAUCCACUGACAUGAUUGGUGACACCGAAAAUGGCAAUGGUUCAUAUUUACGAUCAUUACAUGAUACCACAAUGAUUGAUACAGCGCUCGAUUUGGAUAGUAUAGAAGAUGCAAAUAUUAGCAUCGAAAAUAUUAGUUGAACAUGCAUCGCACUUGACAAACUCAUACAUCAUCCACAUGAAUCAGCAUCGAUCAUUUGAUUUAAAUUGCAUCGAAAUCAUUGAGAGUCAGGCAAAUUGGUAAUCAUGAUAACAGAUUAUGAAUAUGAUUUAUUAUUCAAAAUGUUUUAGACAUUAUCGGUAGGCAUGUGAUACUAGCUUGAUUAAUAAUCAGUUUUCAGAAUUUCAAAAAUAGAAUAAAUUUAUUAUUGAAAGUGCAUAAUCGUUAUCAUCAAUGAAAUGCCAAAGUCCAGAGAAACAAAAAUUGAAACUGCAUUGCACCAGAAGCAUCUUCGUAUUGUCUCUUGAAUUAAAUGCUUCACAAAAUGAUGGCAAUAGUUGUAACCAACUGUUAAGACCAUCUUUGCUAUAAAAAACUCUUUGCUCGUGUUACACUUAGCCGGUUCGAAUCACCUAAUGAGUUGACUGUGUUAAAACGUUCGGCAACAAAGCCCAAUCGAAAUGAUGAUGGUGGAUAAAGAAAAAAUGUAUAUACUUUCGUUUGCUUCAUUUUCAGCAAUCGACAAGACAUCUAGCUUCGUCAAACAAUUGAAUUAAAUGAUGCCUUGAAAUAUUCCAUUUUAAUAAAUGGUCGAAAACGAAGAUAUUUCUAUUGAUUAUUUCUAAAACUUUUGCAAUUUCAAAAUAAAUGUUUAUCAUCUUCAUUUGAUGUUCAUAAAAUCAGUACCACGUGCAAUCAGAUAAUGAUUACAAAUAAUUAUUCAAGAAAAGUAGUUCAUGUAUAAUAAUCAUGGUCAAGCAUUUGAAUAACGCCAGAGUCUGCUAUUAGGUGAAAUAAGAAACGCGAGAUUACAAAACUAAGACGAGAUUAUACAUUUGACUUUAAUUAUUAUCGAAGAUUAAAUUGGAAUGCCAUUGCAAGAACGCUUGAAUAGUCAAAAGGGAGAGAAAGAGAGUGUGUGAAAUCGCGAUUCGACCAAAACAUCACACAUUUCGUUUCAAUCGCCUUACAAAGACCGUAUCUUCAGCAUCGGUAGAUUGAACCUAUGGAUGGCUUGCGACUCUCUGUUCUUGUUGCAUUUUCAAAUCACAUACACUUACUCUCUCUGCUUUCACUUUUCCCCUCACCUUGGUUCUUAUUCUAUCAACAAACAGAUCGACUACAGGUGCGAUUGACGGUUACCAUCGCACACAUUUUCGCAUAUACAUUCGUGCAUAUAAAAAUAUAAAUACAUACACACACAUAAAUAUAUAUAUUUUUUUACUUUUAUCAAUUCUUUGGGAAAAAUUAUAUUUUGUGAGGUGAAAACAUAAAAUAAAACACUGUAAAUAGACGACUGGAUUUUAAUCUGUAUAUAUAUAUAUACACUGAGAUAUAUAUAUUGAAAUGAAAGAUAGACAAAAAAAAUGCCUAUCUUAUAAACAAAUCGAUAUGCGACCGCAUGUAUUCACAUAUAAAUAUAUAUAUUUACAACCAUCGAAUGAAAACGAAAUGUGUCAUUUGGUAAAAUGCCUUAAAUAUAAGACAGAAAUUAUUUAAGAAAAUUAUUAUUGAAACAAAAUAAAAGAAGAAGAAAGAAAAAACAAUUGCAAGAAAAUGGGCGAAAAACAUGCGAUCUAACAAUGAAACAAAAAUGAAAUAGUCUAUGUUUUGUAUUCAUGUAAAAAUUAUAUUGUAUAAACAAAGGAUCGAUGCCACUUUGAAUGGCACACAACGGUUAUAAUUUUUCUUUACUUCUUAUUUUUUCAUUUUUGUGCAACAAACCAAUAAACGGUCUAAACAGAUGAAAUUAAACAAACGACAAAGAUCCUAUUUUGUAUCAUGAAAAAGAAUUAUUUGAAAUAAAAUGUUGACUAAAAUAAAA